Messenger RNA from Achroia grisella, 2184 nucleotides. RefSeq names its product short transient receptor potential channel 5-like. The record is from RefSeq and is a predicted model, not a curated record. NCBI's taxonomy places the organism in Eukaryota, Metazoa, Arthropoda, Insecta, Lepidoptera, Pyralidae. Gene Ontology annotation, biological process: manganese ion transport; regulation of cytosolic calcium ion concentration; calcium ion transmembrane transport. Gene Ontology annotation, cellular component: cation channel complex; membrane. Gene Ontology annotation, molecular function: inositol 1,4,5 trisphosphate binding; store-operated calcium channel activity; protein binding.
AUGUUCCAACCUAAUCUGAAAAAGAAAAGAAUACGUUUAUGUAGCACAAAAGUUUUUAGACACAAAGCUCUAAAUAGCGAUGAAACAGAAUCGUUGGAGGAAGAGAUUCUUGAUAUGAAUGUAAAUCGCCGUAUUCACUUGCCUAAAUGAAAUUCUGAUGAGGCGGAAUUCUUACAGUUAGUGUCUGAUGGUGAUGUGUAUGCUGUAAUAAAAUACCUUCAGAGUCAUUCUGGAUUGAAUAUAAACUGCCUUAAUUUUCAGGGCACAUCGGCUCUUCACAUAGCAGUGCAAAACCGAUCGGAGGAAAUGGUGGAAUUUUUGUCGAACCAACCACAUAUAGAAAUUGGUGACAACAUCUUAUACGCCGUUCAAUAUAACAGUAUUAACAUUUUGGUAAUGUUGUUGGAAGCUCAGAAAAAAAUGUGUCCUGGAUUAGAAUUUGCUGGAUCGACACAUUCCUCUCAAUUUCCUGAACAUGUAACACCAUUGAUAUUGGCUGCACAAUUGGGUCAUUAUGAAAUUAUUGCGUUAUUGAUAGCUCGUGGUCAUACAAUAGUACCACCUCAUUCACCGCAUUGCAAUUGCACAAGUUGCAAAAAAUCUCUCGAGAAAGACGAUCCAUUGUAUGCAAGUAUAGCGCCUCUCUCCACUUACUGUGCAUACUUGAUACAAACAUCCCCGGAUCCAAUCUUGGCAUCGUUCCUCGUCACGUCGGUACUAGUUGACAACGCUACUGCGUAUAGACAAUUAGCUGCAGCCUACAUACAAUUAAGGGAUGAUGUCAGCGCUUUCGCUAUUGACCUUAUAGGUUGCUGUCGGACUUCGGAAGAGGUUGAGGUGAUACUCAAACAAUCGGGAUGCCGUCAGCAACGGUACUUCGUAUUACCUCGUCUACUUAUGGCUUUAGACUACAAACAGAAGGAAUUUAUUGCACAUCCUAAUACACAACAAGUUUUGGAAUCUCUCUGGCUUGGUGACUGGUACAGUUGGAGAAAUAAAUCAUCUUUGAAAAAAGCAUUCAUCAUCGUAACCCGAAUUAUAAUAAUGCCGUUCAUUCUAUUAUUGUGUGUGAUAGCUCCACGACACAUGCUCGUUAGACACUGGCAGAUACCGUUGAAUAAACUUAUUACGCAUGCAGCUGCUUACUUCGUGUUCCUCACUCUAGUCUUCUACAUCUUGAAUCAAGAUAAAACUGAACAGAAACGGGGCCCGCCAAACACAGGUGCUAAAGCUCCAUUAAUACUUGAUGUAUGUGAUUACUUAUGGUCUGCCAUUAGAAUGUGUUUAGUGUUGGGCCCUUGUCGAUAUUUUACUGUAAUGUGAAACUGGGCGGAGCUUAUCAUAAUAUUAUUAUUCAUCCUUACUUUUACUUUUUGGAUUACUGUUGCGAUAGAAGUUGCUAACACAAAUAAAGAUUUAGCUUUAGGAAAGAUGACGAUAGACAUUUACAAAUACGUGAUAGUAUUUUCAAUAAUUAUCUGCGCUUUCGCUGCGGGGAUGGCGCGUCUCUACCAAUACUACGAUAGCAUGGUUUAUGAAGAUGAAUUUGGAAUGAAAACUGUACAGGUUUCUUCAUUUACAAGCCUAAAAUAAUGUUUUUAACGUAUCCGUAAUACGUUAAAAACAUUAUUUUGGGCUUUAUUCUGCAUGGCUCCAUUGGAAAGCGCUGAUGUGGUACUUAUAAAUACAAAAGACACAAAAUAUUCUGAAAAGUUUCAGAAUAAUAAACAUGAAUAUACGGAACUAAUUGGAUACUUCUGUUUUGGUUGUUUUGAAGUCAUAUCGGUAAUUGUGGUAUUGAACAUGCUCAUUGCAACUAUGUCCAACACAUUCCAAAGGGUAAAUAAUAAUGUUGCCAUUGAAUUGACAUUCAAUAGAACAGAAGUUUACAUCAAUUACAUGUUGCAAACGACUCUUCCAUCGCCCUUCGCCCUUCUGAUUCCAACGGAAGCCUGCAUGAGUAAUAUAGUUCAAUGGUUACGAGCUAAACUUACGAAGACAAAAGGAGUCCACUCGCGUUGGUCUCUCUCACAUUACUGUUAUAUGGAGCAUGAUGUAGAAUCGAAUCUACAAGGAAAAUUCCCAUCGUUAAUGACAGUGAUAGUUCAAAGAUACUUUAAAAGCAAAGAAGCUAAUGGAGUGAACAAGUUUGUGAGCAGAGAUCGCAAUCAGGGAGAAUCCUGA